AUGUCAGUUUCUAAUGAUAGCACAGUUAAGGAAUUGCUUAUAUAUCAGCAAAUUUUCCUGCUUGCAAUGACUGAAGGCAAAAUAUCAAAAGUCAUAUUUUCAAUAUUAAUGUCUCUGUUCUUUAUCUAUUUGGAUGCUAUCAUGGUCUAUACUCUUUGGAGUAAGCCUGUUUUUAAAGUGACAACACGCUACAUUCUGUUUAACCACAUGCUUUUCAAUGACUCAAUACAUCUCAUUUUUUCAUCUUUGUUGUAUGUUUUAAUUCUGGCCUCUCUCAAGUUAGUCAUGGCUGCUUGUACUGUAUUAGUUUUUGUUUCAGGCACAACUUUCUAUAACGCACCUUUAAACCUGGCUGUGAUGUCACUAGAGCAUUAUGUGACUAUAAACGUUCCUCUAAGACAUGCAGAAAUAGCCACUCAGAAAAGAACUUAUAUUGCUAUUGGAAUUAUUUGGAAUAUAAGUAUGAUGCACUUUAUAAUUGACAUUUGA
Tachysurus fulvidraco (yellow catfish) is the source of this 489-nucleotide messenger RNA. Its product is annotated as odorant receptor 131-2-like. Gene Ontology annotation, cellular component: membrane. The transcript has a single exon. Lineage: Eukaryota; Metazoa; Chordata; Actinopteri; Siluriformes; Bagridae. The record is from RefSeq and is a predicted model, not a curated record. Bases 1 to 489 code for a protein of 162 amino acids.